AUGGUAUUUUUGACGUUGCUCUUGUCACGACGUUACACUUCAACGAAACUCAAUAUAGCUACACAAACAGAUCCAUUACAGAGCCGCCAUUUCACCAAGUACAAGUCGACUGUAUCGCCAACUCCCAUUAUGACUCCUAUCAACGGCAUUGACACCAACAACGAUGAUCAACUCGAAUAUCUUGCUGAAACUAUUCCUUCAUCACCAACCCAUAAUCCUCUAUCUUCUACUUCUAAAACCAAGACAAGUGGCGACAUGGGAAGUCCGAAGCUUUUCAUUACGAAGCAGGCAUCUCCGGAAGCCGGAAAUGACAGUGAUCCAUGCGAUCUCCUUGAAGCUCCGGAGCUCGAGUGCAAGAUCUAG
Messenger RNA from Fusarium fujikuroi IMI 58289, 363 nucleotides. RefSeq lists its product as uncharacterized. NCBI's taxonomy places the organism in Eukaryota, Fungi, Ascomycota, Sordariomycetes, Hypocreales, Nectriaceae. The record is from RefSeq and is a predicted model, not a curated record. Bases 1 to 363 code for a protein of 120 amino acids. The transcript has a single exon.